AUGAAGCUGAUCUUCUGGAUUUUUGCGAGUUUGAUGCUGCUGCUCGUCGAUGCCGAGCCGAUGUUUCCAGCCAUCCCGAAGGAUGAGUCACAGCUCUGCCUGACGAUCGAGGAUUGCCCGCAAACCCGCGGGAAAUUGAGCCAUAUCUGCGAUAUCCCUUACGGCGAGCUGGAGGGGGUGGUCCUCUUCUCGCAGCCGAACAGCUCGGACAUCGGCCUCUUCUGCUACCCGAACAUGGCAAAUGUUCAGACGAUGGCCGACCUGCUCCAAGUUGAGGUCUACGCCUACGACUACUCGGGCUUCAUCCACGUGCAGGUGGGCCCCGACACCACCUCCGAGCGCCAGACCGUCGUCAGCAAGGUAAGCCGCCCGAGCCUCUACAUGCACCUGCUGAACGUGUUCGCCGAGGGGGCGCAGAAGGCGCGGAGAAGCGGCGACGCCAACGCGGCCAACGGCAGCAGCCAAAAGACGUCCUCAUCCAGCGGCUCCCCCCAAGAAGAAGCCGCC
Messenger RNA from Mesorhabditis spiculigera, 507 nucleotides. NCBI's taxonomy places the organism in Eukaryota, Metazoa, Nematoda, Chromadorea, Rhabditida, Rhabditidae. The record is from the annotation of a GenBank genome assembly.